GAGCGUGGAAGGGCUGGGCUGAGGCUGCGGCCGCUCCUCGCCCUCCCUCUCCGGAGCGGGCGGAGCCCGCACUUCCGCGGGGCGGGGUCUGCCCAGUGCUGACGUUGGCAGCCGAACCCGGAGUAGUUCGAGGCUGCCGGCUGCGCGGUCCGGUUGUUGGGCUCUUGCUUCUCGGCCCCGCGGCCCGCUCUCCCCCGGCGCGCCGCCCCUCGGAAGCUCAGACCGCUGUGGUUGGCGGCUGCCGGCCCUCCGGUGCGCCAGCGCUCGUAAUCCAGGCCCAGUGGCCGUCGGUAGCGUAGGCACCGCGAGCCGAGCCUCCCGGCGGCCCGGGAGCGGCGAAAGAGCGAGUCCGAGAGGUUCCUGCGGGCAGGUGGCGCCGCGAAGAUGGUCGCCAAGCAGAGGAUCCGUAUGGCCAAUGAGAAGCACAGCAAGAACAUCACUCAGCGCGGCAACGUCGCCAAGACCUCGAGAAAUGCCCCCGAAGAGAAAGCGUCGGUAGGACCCUGGUUAUUGGCCCUCUUCAUUUUUGUUGUUUGUGGCUCUGCAAUUUUCCAGAUUAUUCAAAGUAUCAGGAUGGGCAUGUGAAGUGACUGACCUUAAGAUGUUUCCAUUCUCCUGUGAAUUUUAGCUUGAACUCAUUCCUGAUGUUCGAUGCCCUAGUUAAAAACAAUUCAGUAAAUCAUCCUGCCUCAGAAAUGACGUUUUCAUAUCAUCCUUCAUGUGGCAUUCCAAGGUUUCCUCAAGAAUCAUUCCAGGUUUUCUAGUCCAUACCACAGUGCCUUGCAAAAGCACCACAUGAAUAAAGCAAUAAAAUUUGAUUAUUAAGUUCCAAUAGUAGACUGUACUUAUUCAGUACAGAAUGGGUUUUAUUGUGGUUAUUAAAACUUAUGGCUAAUUAGAUUAAAUCUGUGUAGACAGGGUAUAGAUUUUGUUAACCCUAAUGUGUAAAUGCAAUUAGCUUAAUUUAAAUUUUGGAAUCUUAAGGUUUUAUAUAGCUAGGCACUUUAUUACUCUUGAAUUGAAAGCACACUCCAUUAUAGGGUUAUGUGACUAUCCUAUAAUAAGGUGCUUAUAAAUGAACUAUUCAGCCUAGUUUUACCACAAUCAUUGUCACCUAAAAUUUUUUAAAAGCUUCAAGGGCAUAAUAUAAGUUGAGAUGCUUACAGCUGCAUCUGUUUUAACGAUAAUGUUUCUGUUACACAGCCUUGAAUUUUGCAUGAGUAAGUAUAGUCACCUAAGAUCCCAUUUGAAACUCAGUUGAACAUUUUAUAACUUAAUCAGUGAUUGCAGUUUCAGUAAAAGCUAUCAUGGUGGAUUGAAAUUAGGGAAGGUUUGCUUAUGUUAUACUGAUUUCACCAGAAUUAACUUAUCAAAGGGCUUUCUGUGCUAGACAAAACUUAAGGGGGAAAGACUAUAAGAAAUAAAUGCCUCAUCAGAACACGUUGAGUCCAGUGUGCCAUAAGAUAUUAGCAUGUUAAUUGCACUUUUAAUCACCAAAAGGCACAUCAACUGAAAAGUUAUGAUUGGAAUGCCCCUAGGGUACUGAGUAGGUCAAUCUAAAGUAGCAUUCAGAAUUAAGUGAAUUUACUGAUACGGAUCAGUCUAGUCUUCCUUUGUAUGACUUUGUAGGUUGUGAUUGAUCAAACUUCUUUUUACUAAUAGUAAGAGUGAGAGUGAUGAGGCAGGUUGGGGCUUUCUGGUACUGUCAAAAACUACAAGUCCUGACUAUGUAUGUACUUAGCCAGAACUUGGUGCAGAAGCCGAGCAAUGUCUGUGUAUGAACUGGAAGACGCCUGCUUGUGUUUGCUUUGUUAAUUGCCUCACUCCUGAGGCGAUUUCUUGAAAUAACCUGUUUUCAAAGGAACAGAAGGGAAAUUUGCUACCUUGUUCUGUAAGCAGUGUAAACCUCACAGGGGACUUUGUCUCCCCUCAGAUGUGGAGGAGAGUGAAGGAAAGGUGGUUAGGGAUGUACAGGAACUUAAGUGUAUUGGAACAGGAAAGAAAGUUGGCUGUGGGUCUGCAGGGUCAUCACUGAUGCUUAACUGCCUCUUCACCCAUAAGUGAAUCCCUGCACUUGAUUCUCCCUCUGAAGCAAGUCUUGGUUAACUAAUUCUAUUUUAUUAUAACUUUAAAAGUGAAAGAUAUUCUCUAAAUUUAUAGCAGGUGCCUUAUUUCCUUUGAAUCAAAUCAUUCCAUACCAGAAUUUCCCUCGCUUUACUAUAGAUAAUUGGCUUUAAGGUAUUUUUGUUUUUAAACAUACAAUAUUUUAAUUAAUUUGUUAAAUUGCUAUAGCAAUCAUUUCACAUUUGUAAAAUUACAUUCCCUUUGUAUCUCAUGUAAUUUACCUAUUGAGUGCAUUUUAUAUUCAGGUUGGAUUAUGCAUGUUUGGGUCAAUGAAAGCUGUGUCUGUUUGAUUUAUGGUUUAAAAAUAAAGUUCCCUGGAUAUUUGA
Molecule: messenger RNA, 2450 nt
Organism: Peromyscus leucopus (white-footed mouse)
Lineage: Eukaryota; Metazoa; Chordata; Mammalia; Rodentia; Cricetidae
Gene: Serp1
Product: stress associated endoplasmic reticulum protein 1
Exons: 3
Coding region: 385-585 (66 amino acids)
Biological process (GO): endoplasmic reticulum unfolded protein response
Cellular component (GO): endoplasmic reticulum
Source: RefSeq, a predicted model, not a curated record